Physella acuta is the source of this 4619-nucleotide messenger RNA. RefSeq names its product Fanconi anemia group D2 protein. Lineage: Eukaryota; Metazoa; Mollusca; Gastropoda; Physidae. Gene Ontology annotation, cellular component: condensed chromosome; nucleus. Gene Ontology annotation, molecular function: DNA polymerase binding. Gene Ontology annotation, biological process: mitotic intra-S DNA damage checkpoint signaling; homologous chromosome pairing at meiosis; interstrand cross-link repair. The record is from RefSeq and is a predicted model, not a curated record.
UAACUGGCCCUUUCAUAUCUGAAUAAUGGUGAACACAAAGGUUACUUCAAAAAACAAGCGGAGGCAGUCAUUUGUACCCCCUUCUGCAAGCAGUGCUAAGCAAGCCAAACGAAGUGACAGUUCCUUUGAUGAUCAAAACAACUUGCUCUUUGAGAUAACUUCUGAAGCGGGUCUGACAUUAAAUAAUGGAGUUGACGCCAAUGAAAUCAGUGUUUCGAGAGUUAUAUUUCAAAAACAGAUGGGACUGGCUUUAAAAACACAUAGCGGAGAUCUGUUACAGAAUGUUGAAACAUUUAUUGAAGACUUUGGAGAUUACAUAGAUGACCCAAAGAGGUUUCACAAAAGUUUGAUGCCCUCUACUUUCUCAGGGGAAGGCAAAAGUGUCCAGAAUACAGUUCCAGAUUCUGUUGUAAGACUACUGCUUGGAGUUGAUGUCAUCCAGUCCCCUUUGAUGAAUUUACUGCUUGAUAAACUACAGCAGUUUACAGACGAUGAAGAUAACUUCAUCUUUCAGAAUGGCCAAAAAGUUUAUAUCCCUAGACUUCUACUCAGCCAGUUUAGGUUCCUAGACAGAAUUGUUGAUGGAAAGGAAUUGUCUAAGAAACUUCUGGAAGUUUUGAGUACAACAGCUCUAGAUGUGCAGAAGGAAAUUAUGGCUUGUAUUCCUGACAUCGUGGAGGACUCUGAGCAUGGCGAUGUAGCCAGAAAACUGAGAGAUGAACUGAUGAGCAAUAAAGCUUUGAUUUGUCCAGUGAUUGAUGCUUUAACCUACCUGAAUAUUUCUUCAGAUUUAGUUGUUGAAGUUCGCAACUCUGUAGUAGAUAUCCUCAAAUCUUUCAGUCUACACGACCUCCCGAUUGUCAUUAAUUUCUUGCUGCAAUCUGUUACCUCACAGGAUGCCUUGGAGGUUGUGAAUGAGAUCAGAUCCAGCAUUGAUUUAGUGGCUUAUCUUACCUCUAAAAAGGAAGAUUCAGAAAAGAUAAAAACCAGCGUUAAAUUAACCAUUGACGCACUUAAAGGAAGAAUACAAUUCCAACGAGUUGUUGCUGAUGCUUGGGUCAAGGCUCUCGAUGCUGCCAAAGACUUCACUGUGAUCGAUGUCUUUGUCUUGCUGAUUCUCCACUGGCUAAACAAUAAGAAAACUGUAGAGAGUGUGGUGCGGAACAAAAUACGCUCUGGUGUUAUCACAGAGGUGCUGCUCAGUAAAGCAUUCACAUCAUUUACAAUGGUGAUGAGAGAUUAUUUCCCAUCCAUCUUGUCUGUGGCCCAGUCACUACUUCGCUCACCAGAGCCGUCUGUGUGUUACAUUGGAUGUUUCAUGUACAAGAUGUCCUUCUCAUCGUUUGACUCCUGCAGCAAACAGGAAAUUGUGGGAAAGCUGGUGAACCACAUUGGGAGUGGGUUUGCUGGAGAAAUUGAAUCCUCACUAAACAUCUUGGCUGACUUGGUUAGAGAUGAGAUCCUUGCCAUGACCCGCUUUGCUGCUUAUUUAAAGCGUGUCCUGGACUAUUUAGACCACAACAACUUAACUGUGGCCCAAAUAAAGAAGUUGUACCUGCUGCUGGCCAAACUGGCAUUCCAUCCCUCGCAGGACGGCAGCUGUCUACAGGAUGAUCUUCAUAUCAUCAUUAGAAAACAGCUAACUAGCUGCAAUCCAAAGUAUAAGAGAAUGGGUGUGAUGGGAGCCUUAUCUAUUAUACAUGCAGUGUCAGAGACUACCAAAGAUAAUGAAGCUUUACCUAAUGAGGAGCUAAAGCAGGUGCUUCAGCUGCUAGAGCUUGUGAACACCAGUGGCAAGAGAGAUCCAGCCACCGCUGCCUUGUUCAUGGACAGUCUAGCCGCCAUGAUCUCAUCAGGAGAGCUGCCUGGCAAUGUGGUGGAAUGGAUCGCACAGAACAUGACCAGUGAUUUUGAAGAAAAUUAUGUGGUGGAUCUGGUUGAAGAUGCUGAACUAAAGACAAAAUGCUUGGUGCCUGUUGAUGGGCUGUUUGGUUUAAACAAUGAAGAGGAAAGCACCAUUGUCAUUAGCUUGAUCCCAUUAGUGGAGAAAUUCUGCGAGGGACAGAAAAUCGAGUCAUCACACAGCCCCUUGUGCUUAACUCCCCUGUUCCACCUAGUCACAGCCUGCGAGAUGAGGCAGUCCAAUGAAAACUUGGAGAACAUUGAUGCCCUUCUAGGGUGUCCCCUGUUCAUGAUCAAGCCAGAUGUGUACGACAAGUUUGACUCCCUCGCUCCCAAAGAAAAGGACGUUGUUUGUGCAGGGCUUUUCUUCUGCAUCAACUGGUUUAGAGAAGUUAUAAAUAGCUUUGCUGCAAUGCCCCAGCCUGAGAUGAAAGGCAAGGUUAUAAUGAGGUUAAACCACAUCACACAACUCAUGUCAGCGCUGGAGCGAUGCCUAGCCAGCCACCCGACCUUUCAACCCCCCAUGGCUAUAUUUGACAUGGAGGCAACUCCAGUUGUUGUAGCCGCAGCUGUUCCAACCACCUCAGGGGCAGAGAAGAAAAAGGGAAGGAAGCCAGCCGGAAAGAAAAAGAAAGGGAAACCACUCACUGAUUCUACCAUCAACACAUCAGAUAUUGACGAAACAUUUUUUCCUUCACAACCUGCUGAAUCUGAGUCGACUGGGAAUAAAAAAGAUAAAACCGUCGACCUUUCAAAUUUCAAAAAACAUUUUCGGGAACUGGAUUUCAAAGUUUUUACAAUUCUGAAAACAGGUAUCAUCACAAGAGCGGCUCUGGAUUCUGAGAUGAACACGAAAGCGACCGAGCAACUCCAGAUAGGAGUACCACAGCUGUGUUUUCUGUUGGAGGACCUGUCCAGUAAACUCUCUCACUCUCUGUUGACCUCCGCCUCAAAGAGGAGGACCUUCUUCAGAACCAAGGGAGAUAAAAAUGUUGGGUUUUCGCUUUUGGAAAACCACUCGCCACGCGAGAUAGUCACACAGGUCGUUGAACUACUGCCGAGCUUGUGUGACCAUCUAGAGGAGGCUUGUACGUAUUUCCAGACUCAAACAUCAGACGACAGCGUUGUGGGCGAGGACGCCACUAGAGUUUUAGACGAGUCGGCUAAAAUGGCCUGCUGUUAUAACUUGCUGUUGAAGUGUAUUAUCUCCCUUCUGUCGUGGAACGGGUUCUGCAGUGAGGAAAACAAAACACUGCUGGUGGACUCCCUGAUGGUGAUGGUCCGCAGGAUUCGUGUGGCUCAGGAUGCGAGCUCUUCUGUGUCCCUGUCUGAUGCCCUCAGCUGUGCUCUCAGAUAUUUUGGUAACCUGGUUGAGACCAGCCCUGACCUUGACACUGCCGUCACCCUGAUCAAGCUUCUGAUGGUUCUGGCAGACAAAUGUCAGAGUGAAGAGCUCAAUGAAAAACUGGUGGCACAUGCCAAGACUUUCCUGUGUCGAGACUGGCGUGGAACAGAUGGGGAGAGACUGAAAGGAGCAAAGCACACCGCCAACCUGCAGGUGAUCAUCACCACAUACAUAGUCUACAGCACUGAACCUCUGGAGUCUCUGGAAGAACUUGCCACUAAAGGUCUGGCUGAGCUGGCCAACAUGGACAAGAAAGGCUGUGCUGAUGAGUUUGCUUCUCUCAAUAGGCAGACAUUGCCAAUAUUUUAUAAAGUCCUGCUGUGUGAACUGAUCAACAAGCUGAAGAGAAUCCCGGCCAGCAAGAAGAGUGACCCUGAGAGUGUCCAGGAGGACAAGCUCCUCUUAUGGACCCUGGCGGUCAAGGUUCUUCAUGUGGCCGUCAGCCUGACCAAAGUCUUCAGUGCCCGCAGUAACCUGGGCGCUGCCUUGAAGUACGGGCGUCAGUUCCUGGAGAUAUUUCUGCGCCAGUGCAUGCCAUUGUUGGACAUAACCUUCAGGCGGCAUCAUAGUGAUGUGGAGAGAUUGUUAAAGACAUUGCAGCAGAGCACUCGGAUGCUGCACCAUCUGUGUGGUCACUCUAAGAUUACUAAAGAUGUGGCACUGACCAACCAAGUGCCACUGUUGAAAAAAGCCUUGGAGACUUUUGUGUUUAGGGUUAAAGCUAUGCUGGCCUUAAACAACUGCCAAGAUGCAUUCUGGGUGGGAAAUCUAAAGAACAGAAAUCUUCAGGGAGAAGAAAUUCUAACCCAGAAUUCUGUAGCAAACAGUGGUCAAGCCAGUGGGGAUGAAGAAGAAGAGGACGAGGAAAAUCAAGCUGAUGAUGAUGAAGAGAGUGAUGUUGAGAUGACCCAGGCAGAGGAAGAAGGGUCUAAAAUCACUGGCGGGUCUUACAGUGAAAUUUUUUAGGGACUGAAUUGUGUUUUUGUUGUUGCCUGCGUUAAGAUUUCUUACUGCACUGUAUUUUAAUUUUUCUGGCUGUUAAUUUAAACCAAUGCAACUGCUUGUUGAUCUAUUCAGACAAAGCCAUUUUAAAUUAAAAAUAAGUUUUGUAUACAGUGAAACCUGUUAAAAUACUUUGUUCCUGUGAAGGACGCCAAUUUUUUUUUUUUUUAAAUAAAAUUUAAUUUUAUAAUUACGAGUGCUUUCUAAGCAAGGAUAGCUUCCUAUUGUUGAAAACUGGUUGUUUUUAUUUAAAUCUUAUUUAUUUACAAUGCUCGUUGUAAAAGUCUACAGGUUUAUCCUGCUAGUAGAA